GGGCGUGGAAAAUCGUCGGCGUGGAAGGUUCUGGAGACCGCAGUGCUUGAAAGUCGCCAUUUAAUCCCAUCUUCGGAGCGGGAGCUAUAGACUCGGCUAGGCCGCGUACAUAUUUAUUUAUUUAUCUUUUGCGCUAGUUUCCAGUUGCUGCAGAAAUGGAGAGGGAAAAGGAACAAUUACAAUUUGUGUCCACAGUCUGUCUCUCUCUCAAUGUAUAUCUAUCUAUAUAUAUCUCUAUAUCGCCUCUAUCUUGUGUGUUUUACAGAGGGAAAAGGAACAGUUCCGUAAGCUUUUUAUUGGAGGCCUCAGCUUUGAAACAACAGAGGAAAGUCUGCGGAAUUUCUAUGAACAAUGGGGGCAGCUGACGGAUUGUGUGGUCAUGAGAGAUCCUGCGAGUAAAAGGUCCAGGGGGUUUGGCUUUGUAACCUUUUCCUGCAUGAAUGAAGUUGAUGCAGCUAUGUCUGCACGUCCACAUACUAUUGAUGGCAGAGUAGUUGAGCCUAAGCGAGCUGUUGCCAGAGAGGAAUCUGCCAAACCUGGUGCCCACGUCACUGUUAAGAAAUUAUUUGUUGGGGGCAUUAAGGAAGACACAGAAGAGCAUCAUCUUCGAGAGUACUUUGAGGAAUAUGGGAAGAUUGAGAGCACUGAAAUCAUUACAGACAAACAGUCUGGAAAGAAAAGGGGAUUUGGCUUUGUGACUUUUAAUGACCAUGACCCAGUUGAUAAGAUAGUUUUGCAAAAGUAUCACACAAUAAAUGGGCACAAUGCAGAAGUAAGAAAAGCCUUAUCCAAACAAGAAAUGCAAGAUGUUCAGAACACCCGAAAUAACAGAGGAGGUAAUUUCGGCUUUGGAGACUCAAGAGGUGGUGGUAACUUUGGUUCAGGACCGGGAGGCAACUUCAGAGGAGGAUCUGAUGGUUAUGGAGGUGGGCGCGGUUAUGGCGAUGGCUAUAAUGGAUAUGGUGGUGGUCAAGGCGGUACGUAUCUGGAUGAAAAGCAGAAUUUAUAUUCUAGUGGCAACUUUGGAGGUGGACCCAGCUAUGGAGCAGGAGGAGGAAGAGGGGGUUAUGGAGGUGGCCCUAGCUAUGGCAACCAAGGAGGCGGAUAUGGAGGCGGCUAUGACAACUAUGGUGGAGGAAACUAUGGUGGAGGUGGAAACUACAAUGACUUUGGGAACUAUAAUCAACAGUCUUCCAGUUAUGGACCAAUGAAGAGUGGUGGAAAUUUCGGUGGAAACAGGAGUAUGGGCGGGCCAUAUGGCGGAGGAAACUAUGGUCCUGGAAAUGGUAGUGGAGCAAGUGGUGGUGGAGGAUAUGGAGGAAGAAAUCGUUAUUAGAUUUAAAAACGUUUUUAUCGCUCCUCUUGGGCUUCACUGUAUAAAUAGGAGAGGAUGAGAGCCCAGAGGUGUAACGCAGCUGCAGGUUAUCGAAUUAACAAUGUUAAGGAGACUUAUCUCAGUCAUGCAUAAUACAUGCAGUGAUAUGACAGAAGACACCAGAGCAGAUGCAGAGAGCCAUUUUGUGAAUGGAUUGGAAUAUAUUUAAGUACAUUACCUUACGAUGGAGGAAGGACUGUAAAUUUUAUGCCUUUGAGUCAGUUUCAUAGGUUUUUAACUUUGUUGUAGUGGUCAUUGUAAAGAGUGCAGCGGCAUUCCUUUUGAUAUUGUUAUAUUUAAGUUUCAGGUCACUUGAGACUUUUUUUUUUUUUUUUUUUUCUCCGUUAAAAAAGAAAUAACUAGCCAGGAUCAUGGUGUAAUAUGAGCCUUUUUUUAUUUUACAUUUUUUCAGUGUGUAUAGUUAAGCUGUUGUACACUUUCAUUUAAUAAAAUAAUUCAAACGGAAA
Molecule: messenger RNA, 1842 nt
Organism: Xenopus laevis (African clawed frog)
Lineage: Eukaryota; Metazoa; Chordata; Amphibia; Anura; Pipidae
Gene: hnrnpa2b1.L
Product: heterogeneous nuclear ribonucleoprotein A2/B1 L homeolog
Exons: 11
Coding region: 380-1336 (318 amino acids)
Biological process (GO): mRNA splicing, via spliceosome; mRNA transport
Cellular component (GO): cytoplasm; nucleus; catalytic step 2 spliceosome
Molecular function (GO): mRNA 3'-UTR binding; single-stranded telomeric DNA binding; nucleic acid binding
Source: RefSeq, a predicted model, not a curated record